CACAGGCGUCCUCUCCCUCCCUGCGUACUUCAGUCCCUACAACGGCGGGUCCCUGGGCCACGAUGAGCGUGCCGAUGCGUACGCACAGCUGGAACUCCGGACCCUGGAGCAGUCCCUCCUGGCCACCUGCGUGGGGAGCAUCUCGGAGCUGAGCGACCUGGUCUCCCGCGCCAUGCACCACAUGCAGGGGCGCCGCCCGCUGGGUCCUGGCUCCAGCCCCGCCCGCCAGGCCCGCCAGCCACCCCAGCCCAUCACCUGGUCCCCUGACGCCCUCCACACGCUCUACUACUUCCUGCGGUGUCCACAGAUGGAGUCCAUGGAGAACCCCAACCUGGACCCCCCGAGGAUGGCCCUGAACAACGAACGGCCCUUCAUGCUGCUGCCGCCGCUGAUGGAGUGGAUGCGUGUGGCCAUCACCUACGCGGAGCACCACCGCAGCCUCACCGUGGACAGCGGCGACAUCCGGCAGGCGGCCCGGCUGCUGCUGCCCGGCCUGGACUGUGAGCCCCGGCAGCUCAAACCCGAAUGCUGUUUCAGUUCCUUCCGGAGGCUGGAUGCCCGAGCGGCUACUGAAAAAUUCAACCAGGACCUGGGUUUCCGCAUGCUCAACUGCGGGAGGACGGACCUCAUCAGCCAGGCGAUCGAGGCCCUGGGUCCCGACGGGGUGAACACCAUGGACGACCAGGGUAUGACGCCGCUGAUGUAUGCCUGUGCUGCUGGGGAUGAAGCGAUGGUCCAGAUGUUAAUUGAUGCUGGAGCAAACUUGGACAUCCAGGUUCCAAGCAACUCUCCCAGGCACCCCUCCAUCCACCCUGACAGCCGGCACUGGACCUCACUGACAUUUGCUGUGCUGCACGGACACAUCUCUGUGGUCCAGUUGCUGCUGGACGCCGGUGCCCACGUGGAGGGCUCGGCAGUGACCGGUGGCGAGGACAGCUACGCGGAGACACCCCUGCAGCUGGCUUCUGCAGCCGGGAACUACGAGCUGGUCAGCUUGCUGCUCAGCCGGGGUGCCGACCCCCUCCUCAGCAUGCUCGAGACCGACGGCAUGGCCUCCUCCCUCCACGAGGAUAUGAACUGCUUCAGCCACUCAGCCGCCCACGGCCACAGGAACGUCCUGAGGAAGCUCCUGACGCAGCCGCAUCAGGCCAAAGCAGACGUGCUGUCCCUGGAGGAGAUCCUGGCUGAGGGCGUGGAGGAAAGCGAUGCGUCGAGCCAGGGCAGUGGCAGCGAGGGGCCCGUGAGGCUGAGCCGGACGCGCACCAAGGCCCUCCAGGAGGCCAUGUACUACAGCGCGGAGCACGGCUACGUGGACAUCACCAUGGAGCUGCGGGCACUAGGCGUCCCCUGGAAGCUGCACGUCUGGAUCGAGUCUCUGAGGACGUCCUUCUCACAGUCUCGGUACUCGGUGGUGCAGAGCCUCCUGCGGGAUUUCAGCUCCAUCAAGGAGGAGGAAUACAACGAGGAGCUGGUGACCGAGGGCUUGCAGCUCAUGUUCGACAUCCUCAAGACCAGCAAGAACGACUCUGUCAUCCAGCAGCUGGCUGCCAUCUUCAUGCACUGCUACGGCAGCAGCCCUAUCCCCAGCAUCCCCGAGCUCCGCAAGACCCUGCCGGCCAGGCUAGAUCCUCACUUUUUGAACAACAAGGAGAUGUCGGAUGUGACCUUCCUUGUGGAAGGAAAGCUGUUUUAUGCACAUAAAGUCCUGCUGGUGACAGCUUCUAACAGGUUCAAGACACUGAUGACCAAUAAAUCAGAACAAGAUGGCGACAGCAGCAAAACCAUCGAGAUCGGUGACAUGAAGUACCACAUUUUUCAGAUGAUGAUGCAGUAUCUGUACUACGGGGGAGCAGAAUCCAUGGACAUCCCCACCGGCGACAUCCUGGAG
Molecule: messenger RNA, 1888 nt
Organism: Physeter macrocephalus (sperm whale)
Lineage: Eukaryota; Metazoa; Chordata; Mammalia; Artiodactyla; Physeteridae
Product: ankyrin repeat and BTB/POZ domain-containing protein 2
Exons: 14
Molecular function (GO): protein binding
Source: RefSeq, a predicted model, not a curated record